GAAAAAUGAGCAUAGCCUCUUCUCAUCUGGUUUAAAAGUGAAUCCAUUUAACGCAAAGCUGGAUAACAACAUGGGAAAGGUUCUGGAAGCCCAACAAUUCCACGAGGAGGCGCUGAAUUACUACAAUCAAGCCAUCAGAAUGCAGCCAAACGACGUACGAGGGUUUCUGAACGCCGGUCGUAUUUUAACCUGCUUGAGACGAUACCAAGAAGCAGAAGAAAUAUAUUUAAAGGCUAAAGCAAUGUUACCCCUGAAUGAAAAGCCAACCGAUAUGGAAACCCACGUGACUCCUAGUCAUCUUCAGGUAUACUUAGGCCUAGCUUCGUUGCUAUCAAAAAAUAACAGUCGCUUGGAGGAAGCAGACGCUGUUAAGUAUUGUUUCUUUAGC
Molecule: messenger RNA, 388 nt
Organism: Limulus polyphemus (Atlantic horseshoe crab)
Lineage: Eukaryota; Metazoa; Arthropoda; Merostomata; Xiphosura; Limulidae
Product: transmembrane and TPR repeat-containing protein CG4050-like
Exons: 3
Biological process (GO): protein O-linked glycosylation via mannose
Cellular component (GO): endoplasmic reticulum
Molecular function (GO): mannosyltransferase activity; protein binding
Source: RefSeq, a predicted model, not a curated record